AUGGAGAGAGUAGUAUUGUGUGUUGUAUUUGUGGUGGUUUGUUUUUCAUUUGGGAAUCCACUUUGCUCGUCUCAUGAUUCCCUUUCACUUUUACACUUUAAGCAUUCACUUAACGCGACAAGUGACCAUCUAUAUGGUUGCCCAAAUUCUUCUAAUCCUAAGACAACAUCUUGGAAUAUGACUAGUAUGGAUUGUUGUAGGUGGGAUGGAAUUACCUGCAAUAGCUUCACUGGUCAUGUCAUUGGUUUGGACUUGAGUUGCAGCAGACUUGAAGGAACUCUACAUCCAAAUAGUAGCCUUUUCCAGCUUCGUCAUCUUCAAACACUCGAUCUUUCUGCUAAUGACUUUUCAAGUUCUCAAUUUCCACAGGGUAUUGGUCAGUUGUUCAAUCAGGAAGGAUUGAAUAUGCUAUUUCAAAACUUAACCAAGUUAGAACUACUUUCUCUUUCUGAGGUAAACAUCUCAUCCAGCAUACCCAUGAAUCUAUCAUUCUCUUCUUCUUUGAGAUAUUUAAAUCUUGCUACCACUAACUUGCAAGGAGACUUGCCCAAAAGCAUUUUCCUCCUACCCAAUCUGGAAACUCUCAGACUCUCACAAAAUCAUCUAACUGUUUCUUUACCCAAGUAUUUUAACUGGACUCAUUCACUAAGGGAGUUGGAUCUCUCUUACAAUAAUGUUUCUGGAGGGAUACCCAAUUCACUCAGAAAUACUUUCAAAGCCUUAAAGAUUCUACGACUUUCUGGGUGCAAACUUGCCGGACCAUUUCAAGAAUUCAUUAGGAACCUUUCACAAAUCACCCAGUUAGAUCUUUCAGACAAUCAUUUAGAGGGUGAAAUUCCAGAAUUCAUUGGGCAACUUUCACAAAUCACCCAACUAGAUCUUACAGACAACAAUUUAGAUGGCGAAAUUCCAGAUGUUUUUUCAAACUUGCAAAUGCUUACACAUUUACUACUACAAAACAACAACUUCACUGGCCGGUUCCCAUCUUCUCUUGUGGAUUUGACAAACCUUCAAGUUUUAAGGUUGAGAAACAAUUCACUCAGUGGUACAAUUCCAGAGUUUAAGACUAAUUCAAUAGGAAUACUUGAUUUGUCUCGUAAUCAAUUCUCUGGUUCCAUACCUCAAUCGCUUACACAUCUUCUCAACCUAACUGCUGUCUUUCUUGGACAAAAUAAGUUGAGCGGCGGGAUUGGAGCAGAGAUGUUUUCAAGCAUGAAAAACCUUCAAUAUCUUGAUCUUUCUCUUAGUGGUUUAUCAUGGAGUGGCAAUAGCAACACCACUUUUCCCCUUCUUUCUUAUUUAGCUUUACGCUCUUGUGGUGUGAAAGACUUCCCAGAUUUCAUAUUCAACUCUAAAGAUUUAUGGAUUUUGGAUCUCUCGGAGAAUGAAAUUCACGGGCAGUUACCGAAAUGGUUUGGGGGUUUCGGUGCAUUGGCAAACCUUAACCUCUCUCACAACUACCUUACAAGCUUAGACCAUAUACCUUGGGAGAAAAUGAUGAUACUUGAUGUUCAAUCAAAUUCACUCAGUGGACCUUUGCCAUCUCCCAUUUGCACCAUAACUGAACUUUUUAUGAUAAAUUUGUCUUACAAUAAUUUGAGUUCUGAAAUUCCCAAUUGCUUGUUUAAUUUUUCCAGUCUCAGGGUCCUAGACUUACGAGCUAAUAACUUCCAUGGACUCAUCCCAAACAAAUUCCCAAAGAAGAGUAGACUAGUGCAUAUUAAUUUGAGCAAAAAUCAAUUGGAAGUUAGAGCUUCUCAUACUGAAAUCUAA
This is a messenger RNA of Solanum pennellii, 1773 nucleotides long. RefSeq names its product receptor-like protein 6. NCBI's taxonomy places the organism in Eukaryota, Viridiplantae, Streptophyta, Magnoliopsida, Solanales, Solanaceae. Gene Ontology annotation, molecular function: protein binding. The record is from RefSeq and is a predicted model, not a curated record. The transcript has 3 exons. Bases 1 to 1773 code for a protein of 590 amino acids.